Corticium candelabrum is the source of this 741-nucleotide messenger RNA. RefSeq lists its product as uncharacterized. NCBI's taxonomy places the organism in Eukaryota, Metazoa, Porifera, Homoscleromorpha, Homosclerophorida, Plakinidae. The record is from RefSeq and is a predicted model, not a curated record. The transcript has a single exon. Bases 1 to 741 code for a protein of 246 amino acids.
AUGGAAAUUGCUCUUUCUGCCGCUGCUACUGCUCUUGCAAUAGAGGUACUUGACGACAGUGUGGAGCAAGAUAACGAUUGUGAUGACUUUGUUGUGGAAAUGAUGGAACUUGGAGUUAUUUUGUGGGCUAGAGACGAACCUAAAGCUCGAAUUCGUGGAUACGUGGAAAAGGCAGUCUCCAUGUAUCUAGACAACGACUUCCGGAAACACUUUCGACUUACUCGGUCGGUCUUUGACGUACUUUUGGCAAAAGUGUGCACGUGGGGAGACGUGUGCUCAAAUCUAAUGAGAGGAGGUAGACGCCCAAUCUCUCUUGACAAGCGUUUGCUGAUUAUCCUAUGGUACCUUGGAAGCGAUGAGAGCUUCAGGCAAAUUGCGGACAGGUUUGGUGUAUCUGAACCGUCUGCGCAUUCCACUGUUAGGAGGAUAUGUGCAGGAUUUUUGUUGCAUCUCAGAAAAGUUGUAAUAAAGUGGCCAUGCGGAAUGAGAUUUAAUGAAGUAAAGACAGGCUUUAAAGGUAUGAAAGGAUUUCCAAACGUUACAGGAGCAAUUGAUGGUUGCCACAUCGCUAUUAAACCUCCAAGCGACGAUCGGGAUAGCUAUAUCAACAGGAAAAAUUUCCCAUCAUUACUUCUACAGGCAGUGUGCGAUCACCAGAUGUGCUUUGUAGACUGUUACUGUGGAUGGCCAGAAAGUGUACAUGAUGCAAGAGUACUAAGAAAUUCUGAUUUGUUUAAUUAA